Molecule: messenger RNA, 1858 nt
Organism: Eurytemora carolleeae
Lineage: Eukaryota; Metazoa; Arthropoda; Copepoda; Calanoida; Temoridae
Gene: Ppcs
Product: phosphopantothenate--cysteine ligase
Exons: 13
Coding region: 650-1585 (311 amino acids)
Biological process (GO): coenzyme A biosynthetic process
Cellular component (GO): cytoplasm; nucleus
Molecular function (GO): phosphopantothenate--cysteine ligase activity
Source: RefSeq, a predicted model, not a curated record
AAAUUUCAGCCCAUUCGGUCCAGCCGUUUGGCCGGCUAUAGGCAACUUAUGAAUGUCUUGUUUUAUUAUAUUAUUGGAAGAAAGGAAAAGUUGACAGUGUUGGUUAAUAAAGUGUUAAAAAAGAAAGUUUAUAAUUAUACUAGUAUAUCUGAUUAAUCUAAUGCGUCAUAGAAAAUAAAACAAACCCCUAGAUUCUCCUAUCCAUAAAUCUACUGAUACGACAGUAAGGUGUCCACGGAUGACAAAGUUUGAAAAGGACCAGCACAGCUCCAAAUAUUUUUUUUUCUUAAAUUGACUGAGUUAUAUCCAAAAAAAAGACACUAAAAUUGUACUUCUCCUAAAAUCAAGCAUGUUUUUGGAUCUAGCUCAUUUAUUUUAAUAUUUUUUUCCACAAUUUCAACGGAUCCGAGUUUUCUGUUUGAAAACAAAGAAAUUGAUAUGUAACAUCAUAAUAUCAUAAAAAAAUGUUUAACUCUGGUGGCGAAUUAUCUCCCAGAAUUUAAGAGUUGUCGACCUAAAAUUUUUAGGAAUUACUCGCAGUAUGUAGUUAUGACUACAUUAUUCAAUAUAAAUAUUAUAAGAUCGCCAUAUUAUACUAAGCACGAUUUAUAAAUUUUAUAUAUUUUUUUAAUAUUAAAUUUGCAGAACAAUGUCAGAAACCGAUCAGGAGGAGGAAGGAGAAAUAUUUUUUACAGAGAAUUUGCCUCCAGCGCAUUACGAUGCCUCCAAGAGCAAAGUAGAAAAGUUCUGCGCUGCGCAGCAAACCAGGGGCAUUGUGCUGGUCACCUCAGGGGGUACCACAGUACCUCUUGAACUAAAUACAGGUACAGUGACACCCAUUAAACUAUGGAACGGGAAGACGAUUGUUAAACUCCAGUUAUCAUUUUUUAGAAAAGGAUAUUCAGUCAUUUUUCUCCACCGAGAAAACUCACUCAGACCAUUCUCCAGGCACCUUCCUGGUUCCAGCAUGCUGUCCUGGCUUACAAUAGCUGACGGCCAAGUUGUUGUUGACAAACAAAAUAAUGAUUUUGUAAAACAGGUUCUACAGGAAUACAAACAAUAUUCAGACAGACUGUGUGAGAUAUAUUUUACUUCACUUGCAGACUAUCUCUGGCUUCUUAGAAUGUGUUGUCUAAUUCUUAACUCACAGACGUCUCGUUCUAUCCUAUAUCUUGCCGCUGCAGUCUCAGAUUUUUAUGUACCCUCACAGAAACUACCCAGGCAUAAACUACAGUCUUCGGAGGGUCCUCCAGAUAUACAUCUUCAUAUUGUCCCCAAGAUGUUACGGCCUCUGGUUGGGAAUUGGGCUCCCAAUUGUUAUGUUGCUUCCUUCAAAUUAGAAACGGAUCCUUCCAUUCUCAUUUCUAAGGCUAAGCAAGCUCUGGAGAAGUAUAAACAUAAUCUUGUAGUCGGAAAUAUUCUGGAGAGCAGGAAACGAGAAGUCUGGAUUAUUACUGGAACUCAUGAGGAGAAGAUUCAUAUGUCGGAGGAGGAGAUAAACAGUGGAUCAGAGAUUGAGGAGAAAAUUGUUGCGAUGAUUGAGAAAAUCUCCGAGGAGUACUUGAUACAGCAGCAAACUGUAUAGGAAGCUGGGCCCUGCUUUCUGUGCCGUGACAAUUGCCAACAUCGGAAUAUAUAGUUGUGAUAAAGUUUAUGCCUUAAAAUACAAUAAGUUUUAUUUAUUUAAGAAAAAAUGAAUUAGUUUGUUGAAAAUUAAUUUGUUCACUGGAAUCUGAAACUAAAGGCCGGAUGCUGCGGGGUUCUGUAUUUGUAGCGACUAGCGUGUACAGUAUGGCAAGACAACGACAAAGGUUGGCGGAGAGAGAAGGAACAACAGAUGAACAUAAACCAAGGAGAC